Messenger RNA from Sclerotinia sclerotiorum 1980 UF-70, 1089 nucleotides. RefSeq lists its product with no specific name. Lineage: Eukaryota; Fungi; Ascomycota; Leotiomycetes; Helotiales; Sclerotiniaceae. The coding region runs from base 1 to 1089 and encodes 362 amino acids. The record is from RefSeq and is a predicted model, not a curated record. The transcript is spliced from 8 exons.
AUGGCUGGAGCACAAGGAUUGAUCUUCCUCAAUGAGGAGGACCUAAAAGUCUUCAAACUGUUUUUAGAUUGGACUUAUAAUGGUACCGUUCAGAAACCACGAACCAAGAUAAACGUCACAAAAACUCCAUCCUACACAGAAAUUCAUCGUCUCGAAUUAGAGCUGCUCCAAGAUUUUAAUGAAACCCUCAAGACUCUGGAUGGUUAUCUCAAGUACGGUACAGUUUUCGGCCCAGGCCUUGCAGCCAAAAUCUGGGAAGAGACUAAGCCAGGCUCUGCAUUGCGCGAGUUCUGUAUUGCAAGCACGGUUAUGCAUUUGGAUCGCGCUUGCAUCAAACUUCGCAAGGAAGUGAUGAUGAACUGCAUCGUUCUGCCGGGGUACUUCCAAGGCAUGCUCAAGUGGCUUUCGAGAAACUUUCAGCUAUUAGGUCGACGUUCCGAAGAGUUGGUAGAAAAAUGGGCUUCGAAUGAGAGUUUCAGCAUGUCCCAUAAGUCUAAGCUCUGUCCCUGCCACUUUCAUGUACAUCCGUCCACUGUAGCUUCUAUGUGGAGUACGGCAGCCUUAUGCCGUGGGAGAAUCUUUAUGCAUAGUUAUCUCCUACAUCCACUUCUAUUUUCUGUAAGAGUGGCUGUAUCUGAAUUGCAAGAGAAUCUUUCAAGGAAUCCUAUAUUUAUUGUUACCCAAGGUAUCUCACCAAGAUUCACCAAAUUUUUCAGUACUACCCUUCUUAACCGUUUCCAAAAAUGUCUACACGAUCGCAAACAUCAUCCCGUAGUUCCUACGGCAGAAGAAGUCAUUGCAGUCUACGAUUUGACGGAGAAGAAUUCCGAGAUACGUGAAGUAAUGAUUAGUGCGAUGAUGAAAAUGUGGCGCUCGUUUAGAGUUAUGAUUGAUAAUUCGGGCGGGUUCAGUAAGGAUACUUUAGAGGACUGGCGACGAAGCUUGGUGGCCGUUCCGGAGUUUGAGAUGAGUGUUAGGAAGAAGGUCGGGAAGGAAGAGAUUGACAGGUUGGAUAGAGAUGAAUUGGGUUCUGACGACUUGAGGCUCUCGAAUGCUCUGAAUGUACAAGAGUAUGAAUCGUUUUACUAG